AUGUCGAAGGGCAAGGUUUGUUUGGCGUACUCGGGUGGCUUGGACACCCUGAUCAUCCUCGCGUGGUUGCUUGAGCAAGGCUACGAAGUCGUCGCCUGUCUUGUCGACGCCGGCCAAUUGGAAGACUUUGAUGCCGCCAGAGAGAAGGCGUUGAAGAUUGGUGCCUGUGCCUUUGAGUGCCCCGACGUCAAGAAGGAAUUCGUCGAAAAGAUCUGUUUCCCCGCCAUCCAGGCUAACUGUCAAUACGAAGACCGUUACCUUUUGGGGACCUCGUUGGCUCGUCCCGUCAUCGCCAAGGCGCAAAUUGACGUCGCCGAUAAGCACGGCUGUUUCGCCGUCGCCCACGGGUGCACCGGUAAGGGUAACGACCAGGUCAGAUUCGAAUUGGCCUACUACGCGUUGAAGCCCGACGUGCAAGUGAUUGCCCCCUGGAGAGACCCGGCUUUCUUCGAAAGAUUCGCCGGCAGAAACGACUUGUUGAACUACGCCGCCGAAAAGGGUAUCCCCGUCGCCCAGACCAAGGCCAAGCCCUGGUCCACCGACGAAAACUUGGCCCACAUCUCCUACGAAGCCGGUAUCUUGGAAGACCCCGACACCACCCCUCCUAAGGACAUGUGGAAGUUGACUGUCGACCCCACCGACGCUCCUGACACCCCUGAAGAAUUCAAGGUCCACUUUGAGAAGGGGAUCCCCACCAAGCUCGAAGUGCAAGGUAAGGAAAUCACCGACUCCGUCGAACUUUUCCUCGCCGCCAACGAGUUGGCCAAGAGAAACGGUGUCGGUCGUGUCGACAUCUUGGAAAACCGUUUCAUCGGGAUCAAGUCGAGAGGGUGCUACGAAACCCCCGGUUUGACCAUCCUCAGAGCCGCCCACAUCGACAUCGAAGGGUUGACUUUGGACAAGGAAUUGCGUGCGUUGAGAGACCAAUUCGUCACCAUCUCGUUCUCGAGACAAUUGUACAACGGGAUGUACUUCACCCCUGAAUGUGAAUUCAUCCGUUCCACCAUCCCCGCCUCGCAAAAGACCGUCAACGGUGUCGUGAGAUUGGCUGCCUACAAGGGUAACGUGAUCGUGUUGGGGAGAUCGUCGGAAACCGAAAACUUGUACGACGCCACCGAGCUGUCGAUGGACGAGUUGACCGGGUUCUCGCCCGAAGCCACCUCGGGCUUUAUCACCAUCCAAUCGAUCAGACUCAAGAAGUACGGUGAAGCCGCCAAGACCAACAACAAGCCCUUGGAAUUGUAA
Molecule: messenger RNA, 1245 nt
Organism: Diutina rugosa
Lineage: Eukaryota; Fungi; Ascomycota; Pichiomycetes; Serinales; Debaryomycetaceae
Gene: ARG1
Product: argininosuccinate synthase
Exons: 1
Coding region: 1-1245 (414 amino acids)
Biological process (GO): urea cycle; L-arginine biosynthetic process
Cellular component (GO): cytoplasm
Molecular function (GO): ATP binding; argininosuccinate synthase activity
Source: RefSeq, a predicted model, not a curated record